Messenger RNA from Sparassis crispa, 720 nucleotides. RefSeq lists its product as hypothetical. The transcript has a single exon. Bases 1 to 720 code for a protein of 239 amino acids. NCBI's taxonomy places the organism in Eukaryota, Fungi, Basidiomycota, Agaricomycetes, Polyporales, Sparassidaceae. The record is from RefSeq and is a predicted model, not a curated record.
AUGUCGCAAUUGACUCUGAGUGUGGAUGAGAUAAUGGACAUGGAUAAUUGGAAGCAGUUCCAGUUGAGAGGAAGCAGAGAUGACAGGGGGAGCAUUGUGUAUAGAGGUUUGUAUAAAGAUGCCAAUGAAGAUGGUCAGUUGAAGGGGGAGUUUCUGGAUGAUGACUCAGACAGAGGUGAGACAUUUCUAGUAAAUCGUGAUCACACCGGUAGCCCACCUCUGUCCAAUAAUGAAUCAAAGAAGAGUGAUAAAUUGGACAAUACCAAGGAGGAACAUAAGGAGACAAUCCACCAGCCACUGAGCUAUGCACCUGUGUCAGAUGUCAAGGAGGAUAUCAAGGAGGAUAUCAAGGAGGAUGUCGAGGAGGAGGGCAAGGCCGAGGCCAAGGAUGAGGAUGAGAAUGAGGCAAGUGUUCCUGCUUUGCCCUCACAUGUUUUCAGAGCCACCCAUUUGUUGGAGUCAUACGCAGGCCAAAAGGAUGUGCAGCUGCUGCUAAAAUGGAUGUCCCUCGAUGCCAAAGCAGUCGACUCAUACGUGAUCCUGCGGUGUCUAUCACUGCUGCUGUUCAUGAUGAGAACAGCUUACUCACCUCCAAUCCAACUAUACCUCCUUCUGCUCAUGCUCCUAAGCAUCAACAUCACAAGGUCUUCCAGAUGGCAUAGAAGUUUGUGGGGUUGCCAACAGGUGAACAUGGCUCACUCGACAAUGGUGCAUUGUUGA